CCAGGAGCUUUGCGUGGACCUCACAGACUAUCCCAACGUGGCCCAGAUCGAGGUCACCCAGUUGCAGCACCUGGUGGACGAAGCCGCUGACUUCGUGGCACGGCAAACGGCGGCCUUUCUGCAGCGGCUCUUGAUCCAGUACAGUGGCAUUCCUGACUUGGCAACCAGCUUCAAGCGUGCCAGUCGUGACAGCCAUGGUCUUUUGCACUUAGUGGAUUUGGGUCCAACGCCCAAAAAGGACGUGGGCGCUUGCUGGGUGAAGACUCUCUCCGCCAUCCCAGGCGUCACCAAGGAGGAGGUGCUCCAACGACUGCAGAUGACAGCUGGACAGGUCCGAGGGCUUCGGCCUUUGCCGCUGAGUGCAGCUUUGCUUCGCUUGGCCAACUUGCCCGAGCAGCUGAUCUUCGAUCUGCGUCACCGGAUCCUGUCUCGUCAUCACUCCAUGAGCCACAUCUUUGAGACCAUGGCACCGCACCUCCGUGGGCUGCAUGGCCAAGGCAAUCUUGCAAAGCUGAUCUUGGACGAUUUCCGGGGGAGUUUCCAGCAGGUCUUGGAUGAUGAUGGUGGUGAAGAUGAGGACGAAGCAAAGCUGACCACACUCUUUGCAGCGUGCGAUACACAUCAAGAUGGAGGGAUAGAUCAGGAGGAGCUGCAGCAGGCGCUUUCCAUCGCAGCACCGCCAGCGAACUUGUCACGGCUGCGGACCUUGGCCAUCCUCCAGUUUGGAAGUUGGAGGGCGGCCUUUCACAGCCUGGGCAUCGGUGUUGAGGAUCCCAUCACCGAGGCUCGUUUUGUGGCUCUUGCAUCGAAUCUGGAUAUCGCCUAUGAAGACGCCUGGGCGAUGUUCGCCACCUUAUCGCCCACGGGGGAGCCGGUGACGGUGCCCGAGCUCUCGCAGCACGGCAGCGACUUCGGGUUGCACGAAUUCGCGCUGCGCGUUUGGCUGGCCGGGGAGGCGGGAUCCACGUUGCAAGACGCUGCGAAGCGUUUGCACGCUCCCGCCUUCGAAGGAGACUUAGGCCUCCAGCGCUUCCGAGAGGUCUGCGGCUUGAGCGAGGAUGGAGCCGCCUCACUGAGCACAGCUUCAGCCUCUCUGGGAACCGCGUCCAAAGGAUUGUCGUCCUCCAAGCGAAUCCCCUCUGUGAAGUGUCAUCCUCCCUUGACGGAGAACGAGGUGACUGCGGCCUACGCCGAAUUCAAAGCCAAGUAUCACUCGGUGACUCUAGGUGCCAUCCGCUCGGAGCUGGAGAGCAACACCGCCUUCUCCAACGUCUUGGCCUUGGACCGCAGCUCCGCGAGCAUAGGAGAAACCAUGGUAGUGCGCUACCGGGUGCCUCAUGCACUACAAUCUCAACUGAGAGAACAUCCCUUCAUUGCACUGGUGCCCUCGAACAUGGCCUGGAUGUCAGGUGGCGGCGGCUGCUGGAUGAUCGGCCGCACCACGCCCGUCACCGAGAUGACCGGCCCCAAGUUCUCGCUGAACCGCAACGGCGAAGGUGUUUUGCGUCUCCAAGUCUGGCCGGGCGUGAGCCAUUUGGAGCUCGGCGCCGCCGACCUGCGCAUCUUCGCUUCGCCGGAUGGCAUGGCCAUCGGCCGGCAGGUCGGCUCCAGUGCCAUGUUUCAGCUGCGCCCGCCGGCGCCUGCGAAGAUCAUGAUCGAAGCUGCUUCCUUGACCCCGACCAGUACGCGGCUCUUGUGGGAGGCGCCCAAUCCACCCGUGAGUCGACCUGCUACAGAGUCACAGUUUCGCUAUGUGGUGCGUGGCAAAGCCAUGGGCUUGGAUAUCGAACAAGAAGCAGUUCUCCAGGAGCAGCAGGUGUGGUCGCAUCUGAAGAAGUCCACCUCGAAGUUCCUGAGCCAUCAGGUGCAUGGCCUUUUGCCUGGUGUCCGGUAUCAGUUCCAGGUGCACGCCUUUUCCAAGUCCAAGCGUGGGAGCUUCGUCGACAACUCGCCCCGUGCCGGCGGCAGCGCCGCGAUGGCGGCGGCGACUACUGCGGCGCCGGAGGGGUUGGAAUCCUUGGCCUCGCCGGGUGUCGAGGUCACCAUGCCGGAGCGCCCGGCCCCACCGCGGCCAAGCCACGCCAUCCUGGUGGAGCGAGGCCUCGGGGGAUCCUUCACCCUACGCUGGGCAGAGCAUGAGUCGGGCGGCGGUGGCCAGAACGCUUGGGGAUAUGAGGUCUUUUGGACGGUGCCGCAAGACGAUGAGGAGCCGGAAACGGCCCAGAAGCACGUGGACCAUGAGGACGCCUUUGCACCCGGCGAGAAGAGCCUCGUGUGGCGCUAUCCGGGGCCAGUCUUCUUCCGAAAGCCCGGGGACGGCACCGUGGAAGGACUUUUACAUCCUCCAGAAGCAGAUGCUGUCCCCCUUGAUGAGGUGAGCUUCUGCGUGCGCGCGGUGGACCCCUUCAGCAGCGGGGUGACCUCGCCUAUGGGCGACCUGGGACCAGCGGUGCCGUUGCCCAGCGCGGCGGAGGCGAUCCUCCGGGAGGCGGAGGCCAUGAAGCUCAUCGGAGAAGGAGCUGUGCGUGCCGGUGGCUUCAAGCGCUUUUUGGAGGAGGCAGAGGAUGCAGGCCUCAUUGGUACUGGGUCCUCCAGUGAGUUGGACUUGAGACGGGUGCUCUACAAGAAGGUCGAGGAAGCUGGUGGCUUGAAGGAGGUCAUUGAAGCGAUGACCGAUCUUCAGAUGAAAAGCUUUAAGGAUGCCUGCGAGAUCGUCAAGGCGAUCCAAGAGAGUACAGAGCUCACCUCCGAAGAGACACCCAGCUGGACGCAGGUCGUACGCCUGGUGGCGGAGGCCGGUGGCGCCAAGAGCUUCAGUAGGAGUUUGUCCAGCGUCGAGCUCAAGGAAGUGUUGGGAAACACUCAGCGCCUAGCAGCCCUGGGCAUUUUUCAAGGAAAGUCGGAGGAUCAUUCGUUGCGUGACGCCCUCUUCAACGAAGACACGGAGAAGCAGAUGCCGCAGCUCUUCAGCAAGAUCCAGGAGGCGCUCAGUGGGUUAGCCUUGGAUGAACGUCAAGUCGCCGACCUCUCCAAAGCUCUAGGGAUCAUGGCCCGCAGCGGCGGCAAGGUCAGCUGGACCGAUCUGGUGGAUGUCAUUGUGGAGCAAGAGGGCGGCCCCGCCCCCGUGCAGCCGUUGGUGAAGUACUGCGAAGGCCAUGCAAAAGAUUUGCACUCUGCGCUGAAGGGGAGUCUCAUGGACGCGGAAGGAAUGAUCAGCUUCCUGAAGACGGCAGGCGAAGCAGAGUUCAUCGGGCAUGCCGCUGAUGCCGCGGGGCGCGAGGACUUCCUCACCAGACUCUCUGAAGCUGGUGGAGCUUCAGUCCUUUAUUCCUCACUGAAAGAAAUUGAUUUGAAGGCCUUGUUGCCGGCCAUCAUGCCGGUGGCUCGCGCGGCCAAGCUCCAUCGAGAGUCCUGCCUGCAGGUUCCUGCCGGCAGCAUCAGUCGGGCCGAUGCAUGGCACAAACUCGUGGAGAUCGUGGAGACUAAAUGGGGCGGACCUCAGGCCUUCUUAGAGAAGAGCGGCGAACUCUAUGACAGCCAACGCGCCAGCGCACACGAACGGCGAGAGGGAUCUGAAUUUGACGCCUUGGUUCAAGAUACCGGAGGAAGGAUGGCGGUGUCGGAGCUCCUUCGAUGGACAGCGGAUGCUGGAGGGGGCGUCCAACGUUCGCCGCUCUUCAGCGCCGUUCACACCAUGCCGACCAGCGCCGUGUCCUCCAUGAGCCGCUCCCUGGCGCGGGAGCGCGAGUCGGGCGACUCUGAGUCCGAGGACGCCGACGCCAGGUCCUCGCUCAUGUGGUGCUGGAGGGCGAGGGCGCCGCACGGCUUUCACAUGCGCGAGGAGAGCGACGACCCCGAAAGUAACGGCUUCGCCGCCAGCGACGACGGCACCAGCGAAACAUCGGAUGAGCGGAUUUUGGACAUGGAGGGCAAGUUGUCGGAGUCCCAGGACGCAAGACAAGAGGCUGAGGAGCACCUGAAGCGCAUCGACGAUGCCUACAACAAGCGGCGCAAGGAGCUCGAAGAGAGCAUCAGCGAGCUCAAGGAACAGCUGGAAGAACAACACCAAGAGCUGGACCGCCUCGAAGCGGAAGAUGGCAAGAUGGUGAACUCCUUCCCUGGUCCCAGGUGCCUCAGAUGGGUGGAGGGCGAUGUCUUCACUGUGGCCUCCACUGCUGUCGUGCUCCUCAACGUCAUCAUCAUCGUCCGGGAGAUCUUGGACGAACCGUCAACAGCACGUUGGCCCUGGACGAACCACCACGGUACUCGUCCACCUUCGGAUAAAUUGGACAGGUUCCGACGCGUUUGCUUCGUGCUCGACCAGGCCUUCUUGGUUUUCUACCUGAUGGAGUUCACGCUUCGCGGUCUUUUGAUGCAACACAAGCUCCUUUGCGGCGAGUUGGGGGAAGUCAUUUGGAACUGGCUGGACCUCCUGAUCGUUGUG
This is a messenger RNA of Durusdinium trenchii, 4444 nucleotides long. Lineage: Eukaryota; Dinophyceae; Suessiales; Symbiodiniaceae. The record is from the annotation of a GenBank genome assembly.